ACAGUUGGUAGGGUAACGUGCGGAGGCGCACAGUCCAUCCAUCGAAGACACACCUCCCUUCACAGCACGAGGUUUAGUAGCAUGCCGCUAAAAACUGUAAUUAGUGGACUCGCCCAGCCAGUGUUGCAGCUUGGAUCUAUUUAUUGCCGAGUUCGACAGGCUUGAAACAGUCUUCCUUGACAACUUGAUACAUAAACACUGAUCAACGGAGGGACAAUAUUCCACCACUUUGUCAAUUGUUGGAUGUAAAUCAUCGGAUCAUUUUUUUCAAAUCUCAACAAAAUCUCCGUCAGCCAUCCUCUAACCAUGGCCAACUUGGUAGCUCGUGGAGAGAUCGCUCACCUCAUCCUCUGGAACGACACCAGUGAGAUCCUGCAACGUCUCAACGACGCCAAGGCGUUUCUAUACAUCCCCGUCAUCGUCUUCCUCAUCAUUCUGGUCGUCGUGGGGACGUUUGGCAACAUCCUCGUGUGCUGUGUUUACUGGAACAAGCCGUACAAGGCGUCCUCCCACUACUUCAUCCUCUCCCUCGCCAUCCUUGACCUCUUCAGCUGCGUCAUCGGCAUCCCCACCGAGAUCGCCGACCUCCGAUACCCGUACAUGUUCUAUGCCCCCGCAGCGUGUAAACUCCUCCGAUUCGUGCAUUCCUCAACCAUCAUUGCCUCAUCAUCAAUCCUCAUCGAGGUGGCCUUUGACAGAUAUUUUCGGAUCUGCAAACUCGGCCGUCAGUACAGCGUCCACAAGGCAAAGAUGCUGUGUAUUUUGGCCAUUUCGCUGGGAAUACUCACCUCAUGGCCAUCUUGCCUUCUGUUUGGACGCGAGACCAUCCAUUUUGGGAUUCCUGGUGUUGAAGGCGUAGACUGUUCCACGGCAGACUGGGCGAAAGGAACCAUCUACCCGACCCUCUACUACGGCUUCCUCUUCACCCUCUUCUUCAUCACCGUCACCUUCUUCGUCGUGCUGUACAGUCGUAUCGGGAUUGUCAUCUGGCGGAGGAAGAAGACCACCAUCGGGGCCAAGAUCGCCGUGUCCAAGUCCGGCAUCAACAGCCAAGUAUCCGACCCCACGUCGACCGAGGUGUCGUCGGAAGUUGACGAACACGGAUGUCAUAAGGGCCAGCACACUAAGGAAGCUAUGCCGGCGCUGGGAAAGGACACGCUGAAGCAGCGCCAGAAGAUGAGGGUGGGAAAGACCACCACUGUUCUGUUUGCCGUCACUCUGGCCUACAUCCUCAGCUUCCUCCCGUUCCUCAUCGUCAUGGUUCUCAGAAGCAUCAUCAAAGACUUCGAGGGGAGGCUGUCCCCAACAGGCGAGGUAGCGUACAAGUUCUGUGUAAAAUCCUUCUUCAUUAACAAUGCAAUAAACCCCGUCAUCUACAGCUUCCUGAACGCCAGUUUCAGGAGGGAUGCCAAGCACCUACUGAGGAAGGUGGUCCGAGUCUGCUGUUGCUGCUGUUGCUGUAAAACGGAAGACAGGUGGGAGCACUCGGAUGCUGUUUAAGACAGGACACUCCUGUUAUUUAUUGAUAGCAGAGGUGAUAUCAUAUGGAAAGGAUGUCUUUCUAUAAAAGGACAGAGACCGUUGAGCCAAUUGGAAUGGUCAACACCCAACGGUGACCUUUGAACCAUCCAAACAGGCGCUGCCCACUACCUCAUCACAGCAGCCAUGUUGGGAAGAGUCAUUAACAUCAACAGUGCAGACCAACAUCUAACGUGGUGACAGAUCUAUAGUGGUCGAUACAUGAAUUGUCUAGGAAUAUCCCAAACAGUAAAAGAGUGAGACGAUUGAAAGUCUUACCCCAGAAUGUAAACUCGGACACGUAAUGUGCAAUAUCUGUACAUAGAUGUAAAUAGUCAUGGAUGUGCUAGGACUUAAUGUGGUGUGUACGUGUUUGUGUAUACUGUGUGAGAUCUGUAAUUUUGUGCUAUACCGUCUUAUUUCUUAUACCAGACUUCCAUUUCUGUAUUUUUGUUUGUAACUGAGGCGUUUCUAUUACUUGGAUUACGGACCCGUCAAACUAAAAUCAAAACAUUUCGUCGAAUAUAUUCCAACAUUCAAAGCCCCAGUAAAGGUUUCAAAAGUUUAACAUGUGGAGUAAACUUCGAAAUUUUACGUACUGGUGACAAAAUUUAUUUCCUAUUUUGACUUGUACUAUGUGUUUCCGUUUUUUUUAACAAUUAACUUGCCCUUGCAUGAUUUUGUGACGGAUGCCACUGGUGGGUCAGGAUACGCUUAUCUUUUCGCAAACACCUGGUAUCAUCACUAUUUAAUAGUGAUUCAUAAACACAUUCUUAUAUAGUCAGAAUCGUACAAUGGACACUGCUUUUGGUAGCAAUUUCUAAUGGAAAUGGUUUUGUCACUUUUAUGAACUAUUUUCAAAUGAAAAGAAAAGUCAACCUAUGACAGGUCUAUAACUUUUCUAUGAAGGCAAAGAGGCUUCCGUACAUCCUAAGUUCGCCAUAAAUAGAUUUAUUGCUAACUAGUAUUAACAAUUUUAUUAACACAUUUUUCUUUUAUUUCAAUUUUUAAAUUCAUCCCCCGACAGUAUUUUAAGACAUCAUAAGAUUUGAUUUUAUUUUGGAAAAUAAUCCGUCAACCAAUUGCAAUAAAGAAAGCCUCACACGCAGUGUGUAUCCUGUGUGGCAGCCUCGUCCCUCUUGGCUGCAUUUAGCACCAUCAUGACCAUCAUAUAAUUCCCGCAUCACUACAUGAUGAAAUCAUUUACAUCAUCAUCACGUGGACAUAUCACAUACCAUCAGUGGGGUAGCCUCGUGGUUUAAGCAUUCGCCGUCACGGGUCGAUUCCAGCCAUGUGUGAAUUUUUUUAAUGGUGUCCUCCGUCGUGAUAUUACUGAACACUGAAAAACCACAACGUUAACCAUCAGUAUGAGGACCAAGCAUUUAACAUCACCAUAGAAAUGUGUAUCACUAACAUAACAUCACUAUCCCUUUGUGGACCAAUCACAUAACGUCAAACAUCACUUAUUGGACCAAUAUAUCAGCCUGUAUGACACUGAUGUGGCUACAUAUUACAAUACCAUCACUGCAUGGGCCAUCCAUUGUAACAUCAACAACUGUUUUAUUCCAACACGAUGCAUUUCCAGUAAUAACGAAUUAUAUGUAGACAUAUGUGCCUUUACUUUAUCGAGGUAUGAAUGUUGUGGGAACAUGCAUGAUUAAAACCAAUGACGAUA
This is a messenger RNA of Haliotis rufescens (red abalone), 3193 nucleotides long. RefSeq names its product orexin receptor type 2-like. The record is from RefSeq and is a predicted model, not a curated record. The transcript is spliced from 2 exons. Gene Ontology annotation, cellular component: membrane. Gene Ontology annotation, molecular function: neuropeptide receptor activity. Bases 307 to 1500 code for a protein of 397 amino acids. NCBI's taxonomy places the organism in Eukaryota, Metazoa, Mollusca, Gastropoda, Lepetellida, Haliotidae. Gene Ontology annotation, biological process: neuropeptide signaling pathway.